AAAAAAAAAAAAAAAAAAAAAGAUACCAAAGGAUAUCGAUAUAAUCUUCUCUAUUUCAGCAAUGCAGUAGAUCAUUAUGAAGGCCUGAAACUGGAUCUUUCGCGAGGACGACGGAACAAAUCAGUUGCUUUUGACACGAUUUCUAAGGGGGAUCGGAAACAGAGGGACCUUGUACGCAGAACAUACUCCCAUGCCUGUCGAUACUUGGAAUUUUUAGAAAUAGGAGGUCCAGGUUCUCUGUUAUCGAUGAACGCCACCAAAUUUGAUAUGGAAAAUCUUAAUAACGAAGAUAUUCUGUUACUGUGCGGUUAUCGCAAGCUCCACGCUUCUAUCGAAAAGCAAUCUAGAUCCUUGGAUUUCAUUGUAGCAGAAGAGCUUGUCAAAGGUCUUUUGGCUCAAGGCAUCGAGAGAGUCGAUAUCACGAAGGGACUUACCCGUUUGACAAAGCUCAUUUGCCGUCAUGUAGAUACGAAGUCACUUGCCGAGGGCGGCAAGAUACUCCCCAAACUUGUCACGACAGACAGCAAUGAAUACCGCAAGCGUGCUUCACGAUCGCCAGCAGAACCUGGACCUGGAAUAGAUGCCAGGUUACCCUCUCAUACCAUUUCUCCUCGACAACAAGGACCUAUACCCAUCUCUCAUGCUCUGCGAAGCCGGCAAUCAUAUCAUGCUGCAGAGACGCGCCUGAAUUCCUCCAAACGACGGAGAAUCUCUAGGAAUGAAGGCUUACAAACUCUGACGGAAUCAGACAGCAUGCAAGAAAAUGAAGAGACCUGCUUUAUGCCUUGUCCAAAUGCUUCACGAUUUAAUGCCGGGACGGGAGCCUAUGACCAGGGAGAUCACCAAACUGAAGGAACCUUAAAUACCCUUCGGUCAUUGGAACAUGGUUACGAAGACUACUUAGACACUACUGCUGUCGAAUUGCGCCGGCAGCCAUUCUUAUCAUACAUCAGCUCAUUCCAGGGUGAGCAGUCUUCAUACACCUUUCGAGACCUCGAGUACGAACCAAGAUCAUCGUCAAAUGCUUCAAACGGGGUAUUGGAUCAAUUCUGUUCACCAGAAAAUGAAGACACAAUGGGAGAGGCGAGCAGUGUACCGAGCUUCGGUGAUAUUAGGGAGGAAGAAGAUAAAGAUGACAGCGAAUUACCUUCAGUGGUGGUCAAAGAUCUUCGCAUUGGGGAGCAACGUUUAGGAGAUCUCGAUUUGUUUACUCUCUACUAA
Bipolaris zeicola 26-R-13 is the source of this 1221-nucleotide messenger RNA. RefSeq lists its product as uncharacterized. The transcript has 2 exons. Lineage: Eukaryota; Fungi; Ascomycota; Dothideomycetes; Pleosporales; Pleosporaceae. The record is from RefSeq and is a predicted model, not a curated record. The annotation marks the transcript as partial.